Molecule: messenger RNA, 1449 nt
Organism: Schistosoma margrebowiei
Lineage: Eukaryota; Metazoa; Platyhelminthes; Trematoda; Strigeidida; Schistosomatidae
Source: the annotation of a GenBank genome assembly
GCGCGCCUUUGUGUCAGAUACGGGUUAGUUUCAUCUCCAAUGUUGUCCAAAUAACAUUUCUGUGAUAUAUAAAACCCUAAUUUUUUCCGAUUACACAAUCACAAUUGCCCCCUUGCAUUACCAGUUCCAGCUGUAAAUAAUGAAUUUUUCAAAUGUACCGAAAGAACUCUCCCAUCUGAACGUGUUCUUAAGAUGUGCUUCGGAUCAUUCGGCGAAAAAUCCCAUUAUCACAUACUACUGUCUCCUGCAUGCAUUUCAAAAAGGUUUAAGUAUGACUCAAAAAUCACCCCCUAUCAAGGCAUUUUUGACAACUCUCAUGGAUAAGUUAGAAGAAUUGAAGAAAAAUAAUUCUAACUGUGAAGAAAUUGCGAAUGAAACUGUUGGGAUUCCUUAUGUUGAACAGUAUGCCCUCAAGUUGUUUGAUGCUGCUUACCAGAGGGAUAUAAACUGCGACUUCGGACCUGCUACUGUAAAAUUAUUUCUUUCAGCUGCUACACUCUUAGACGUUGUUUCUGGAGUUGGAGAAGUAGGUGAUGAUAUCGAAAAGACCAGGAAGUAUGCCAAAUGGAAGGCCGUUUACAUCAGCAAAUGCUUGAAAUCUGGCGAAGUUCCAGUAGGUGGUCCUAUUGCUAACACCGAAGCUGCCUACACCCCAAAUAUUUCUGGACUAAUAAAUGCAAACAAUCUCUGCAACAAUGAAACAAAUCAACAACCUCAUGAAGUCCCCACCACUUGCAUACCUGAACAACCGCCUAGUCCUGAUCCAUCUGCAUCUGAUAAUAAUAUUACAACAAGAAAUUGGUUGAACGUAGAAAAAAAUAUCAAAUGUGCAUUGAGUGCAUCAAAUUAUCAGGAUAGAGAAACAACCGUGAAAUACUUGAAGCAAGCGUUAAAAUCACUUGGAGUUGAUGUCUAAAUCUUAAAACGGUGUUUUAACUUUUAAUUUACAGUGCACAGAUGUAUUUUAUAGUGAUUGGAACAUUGUCCCUUUUAUGUGAUAGUUUUUGAGAAUUUAUUACUGAUAUUUUAACAAAAUAAGCUACAAUUAUUAUGAUGGUAAGAAGAACACAUAUCGUUCUGAUUCUAUUUACGUCCAAUUUUUAAAAUGAAAAUACAUCGAAUAAGUAAUUCUAUGGGUUGUGUUUAGUUGAGGCAUUUUAUUUCUUGAGACUGUCACAUUGGUUCAGGGGAUUUAACUUCAUUACUUUUCUAUAUGCUUAAGAGUAGUGAACUUUUUUGGUAUCGGAUAAAAAACCCAGUAAAUAAUCUGUUGAACAAAUUGUGUAUCUAUCUGGUUCUUUAUAAUAGCUAGAGCUCCGGAUUUAGUGUUUCUUAUUAUCUUUGAACUACUGCUUUAUGGAUUAAGUUGUAAAUGAAAGAGGUAAAAAAUAUUGUGCGUAUGUUACAGGCAAUCUGUAAAAAAUUAUUUUUACCUGGUUUGUGAUCAAC